Messenger RNA from Synchiropus splendidus (mandarinfish), 1902 nucleotides. It is a transcript of the gene hrh1, whose product is annotated as histamine receptor H1. Gene Ontology annotation, cellular component: membrane. Gene Ontology annotation, molecular function: histamine receptor activity. The transcript is spliced from 2 exons. The record is from RefSeq and is a predicted model, not a curated record. Lineage: Eukaryota; Metazoa; Chordata; Actinopteri; Syngnathiformes; Callionymidae. Bases 193 to 1686 code for a protein of 497 amino acids. Gene Ontology annotation, biological process: positive regulation of vasoconstriction; regulation of vascular permeability; adenylate cyclase-activating adrenergic receptor signaling pathway.
GAGAAGUGCGCGACGGAGGGAGACGCAGCCGUGAACGGCGGGACGCGCGCUCCAGUUACACAGACGUCUGCCGCCGCGGCUCUCUCCUGGUGCAGGUGUGGACCUUGCCCUAACCCUGUGUUGGAGUGUGUCUACUGAUGAAGUGUUUCAACCAAAGCGAAGAAGCCUGAUGAAGUUCGGUUCUCUUCAACAAUGAAUCAACCUUCUGUUGAUCAAAAGGUGACCGUCAUCUCACCUAUCAUGAUGGAACUGGAUGCGUCAAGCCCCACAGGCCUUCCACAUCUUGACAAUCACAGCUGUAGUGGUCAUUGCAGUAACGGUUCAGCGAGGCUCACCCCCACCGUGUCUCCAUAUCAGCACGUUCACCGAUCCCUGAUAGGCGUCUCACUGGGGUUCCUCUCCAUCCUCACUGUCCUCAUGAACCUGCUGGUGCUUUAUGCUGUUAAGAAGGAGAGAAGCCUGCACACAGUGGGGAACCUGUACAUCGUCAGCCUGUCUCUGGCUGACUUGAUGGUGGGUUCGACUGUGAUGCCUCUCAACCUGGUGUAUCUAUUAGACGACCAAUGGACGCUGGGAAGGGCUGUCUGCCAGUUUUGGCUCAUUAUGGACUACGUGGCAAGCACCGCCUCCAUUUUUAGCCUCUUCAUUCUGUGUCUGGACCGGUAUCGCUCCGUCAAACAGCCGCUGAAGUAUCUGAAACAUCGAACACGUCGAAAGGCCAGUGCCAUGAUAUCUGGAGCAUGGCUGCUUUCUAUGAUGUGGAUCGUUCCUAUUCUUGGGUGGCGGUCCUUCACUCAUGUGGACCUCAAGCCAGAAGAGGAAAACCAGUGUGACACAGACUUCCGCUUUGUCACUUGGUUUAAAGUCACAACAGCAGUAUUCAAUUUCUAUGUUCCUUCAAUUUUAAUGUUGUGGUUCUAUUCCUACAUCUAUUUGGCAGUGAGGCAACAUCUUCGGGACAGAGAGAGAAUCAUACACCCCAGUGAUUCCUUUGGGGAAAACAAAAGGGAAGAAAUGGCAGAUGAUAGAAAUGCGUCCCACUCACCCAGACAGAGCUGUCAGCUCCCACUGGAGCAUCUGCUCGACCAGAACACUCUAGACCCGGCAGAUUUCCUUCACGAUGUUGAAAAAAAGAAAAGUGAACUGAAGAAAUUCUCUGUGGGAGCAAGGCGAGAUGCUGAAGUUCAACCACAGGAGCAUCAAGAAGCCGGUGCAGAAGAUGCUGGUAAAAAUAAACCUCAGCAGUGUUUACGCGACAAAACAACGGGAGAUGUUUGUGACGUCACUCAAAUAUCUGACAUGCAGACGUACCCAUCUGUGCUGCCGGACAACUUUGACAGGCCAGAGGAAACAGAGCAGGACACAGCCAACAAGGUGACUCUGAGGCUGACGUGGCAAACGUUCGUCCAACAGUCACGUCUGCGGAUCCAAAGUCUGAGAAUCCACAAGGAGCACAAGGCUGCCAAACAGUUGGGCUUCAUCAUUGCUGCUUUCUUGCUGUGCUGGAUCCCCUACUUCAUCGCCUUCAUGGUCAUGGCAGUCUGCCCAAAGUGUGUGCACCGUGACCUCCACAUGUUCACUAUCUGGCUCGGGUACAUCAACUCCACCCUCAACCCCUUCAUAUACCCGCUGUGCAAUAGGAACUUCAAAAGAGUCUUCAAAAACAUUCUACACAUAGCAUUGUGACUGGCGACUUCUGUCUGUGUUGAAAACGCCAGCCAAUUCCAAUAAUGAUCUCUUGUUCGGGGGAAAGUAAAUCAAUCAAAUCACUUGUUGAGUUUGUGCCUGUGCGACUGCUCUUCUUCUAUGAAACACAAAAUGUAUGCUCUGACAACGUCCACUCGCUCAGUAAAAGAGGGACGUACUCAAUUAAGAAAAAGGAGCGAGUCAUGUGUUCCAAGU